This is a messenger RNA of Anopheles cruzii, 1953 nucleotides long. RefSeq names its product radial spoke head protein 3 homolog (gene Rsph3). The transcript has 6 exons. Gene Ontology annotation, cellular component: cilium. The record is from RefSeq and is a predicted model, not a curated record. NCBI's taxonomy places the organism in Eukaryota, Metazoa, Arthropoda, Insecta, Diptera, Culicidae. Bases 1 to 1953 code for a protein of 650 amino acids.
AUGCCGCUGUUAUCGGCGCACCGCCAGCAGGAACCGGCUGCCCAGGAACGGCCGGAACAGCUGCUGGAACUGGAAAGUCCAGCCUUCACGAUCGUACCGAGCGAUCAGUACCAGCGGAGCAUGAUCGGUAAACCGAACGCGAUCGUACGACCCCUCAGACAUGCCGGGCAGCCGCAACAACAACAGCCACAGCAACAGCAACGGGAAGUGAUCGAAGGACAGCACAUUGUUAGUCUUCACCCGGACUACAAGCUUCUGCACGAGCUCGAGCAGCAGCUGAUCCGGAGCAAUCGGAAGAGCCGCCGGAGCGCUGCCAGCGAGCCCAAGGAUGACCGCAACGGGCAGCAGCAGCAGCAGGAACACCAUCAACACCCGCAGCAACAGCAGCAGCAGCAGCAGGAGAGUCGUCCUUUCACGCACGAGUUUAGCCGCGAGCUGGACGCCAAGCUUCGAAUGCUGCAGGGUGACUCCUCGAAGCGUUCGUCGAAAAAUGGCAGCACGCAGGAGGUGAACGCCAGGAAGCGGCCACUCUUCAUCACGACCGUCCCGAAGGGUGUGUUCCUGAAGCCGUGCAAGGAUCUGCCGGUCCUGCACGCGUCCGCACCGGCGCCUGUACAGCGCCGCCUGUACGCGUUCGAGAGCCGGCCCCGUGUCCUGCCGGCCCACGGUCCUGCCGGCAAACCGCCCGGUGCUCCGAACAACAACAAUGACACCAGCCACCCGAACUACAACCAUCCGGGCCUGGAGUACAUCUGCAAGCACGGCAGCCAUCACUACAACAAACCGCUGGCCCGUGGCCCCGGCAUCCAACCGGAAGUGCCGACGGAGACCACGGUCCGAAAGGUGGUGACUGCGGCGACGACGACGACGGAGCUGCAAUCGAUCGGAGCGACCGGCCGGGGCCACCGUACGGCAAGGGACCAAUCGCAGCCUGGCGGCAACUACCAGAACGUGAUGCACGAUCGGCGCGUCGUCCGCGGCAGCAAUUAUACCUCAAGCAGCAACCUACAGCUGGGCGAUGGCGACAGCACGCAGAAGGAAGCGGAAGCCCGACGGCGGCAAAUGCUGCGCAAGAAGUACGUCUCCCGAAAUCAGCGCGGCAUCAUCGGGACACCGCCUCCGGUGCGUGGCCGACGGCACGAAACGGUCCAAACGGAAAAGUACCUCGAGGAGCUAUUUCUGCACCCGCCCGAGCUCGAUGCCGGCUGCCAGACGGACCUGUUCCUCCACCGACCGCCGUCGCCGCCCUACAUUCCCGCCAAGAGCGGCUGCGAUGCGGCCACCGAGAUCCUCGAUGGUGAGCUGUUUGACUUCGACACCGAGGUACAGCCGAUCAUCGAGGUGCUCGUCAGCCGGACCCUAGAGCAGGCGCUGGUGGAAGUGCUGCAUGAGGAAGAGAUUGCCGAAAUGCGCCGCCAGCAGCAGAAAAUUCUGGCACUGCGCGAAGCGGAACUGGCCGAACUGCGGCGGCUCGAGCUCGACGAGCAGAAGCGCCAGCGGGAGCGCGAGCGUCGCUUCCUGCAGGACAAAAUCACCGGCGAUCUGGACCGCGAGAUGCAGGAACGCAUUACGGCGGCCAAACUGCUGGAGGGCAGGAUCGACGAUCUCGUACCGGAAGUGAUGGCGGCCGCCGACCAGCUCGACAGCGAGAAGGACCGCGAAGAGUUCGAACGCCAGAUCACGCCCUGGCUGGCGCGGGAAGUAGCGCACGAAAUCGGCCAGUGGAUCGAUUCCCGGGAGUUGCUGGAAGAUAUCAUACGCGAAAUUGUCAAGCACAAAAAGAAGCUUCUGGUGACCGCCGAAGACCAGUACGAUGAAGUGGACCCGGAUGACGCCCCAGACGAGCCCGUGCCGAGUGAUGCCGGCGGUGGCGAGGAAAUCGAUGGGACAGUCCAAACUAUCGAAGCUCCACCGGAAGCAACCGCCAAGGGCACCGAAGAAAGUGAGGCUUAA